AUGGUGAAAAAAAAAAAAAAGAAAAACAACGGAUCUGAGAUCUUGAAAUCUGAUCUAAGUGCCUCAAAUUCUUAUGCGAAAUCAUUUGAGAUCUUGAAGACUGAUCGAAUUGCCACAAAUUCUUGUGCGAAAUCAUCUGAGAUUUUGAAGAUUGAUCGAAUUGCCUCAAAUUCUUGCGCGAAAUCAUCUGAGGCUGGAGAUGAUGAAGGAUUAAACCAUGAGGUCAUGGGAUCUACUGGACCAAAGGGAGAGAAGAAGAAGUUGUUGAUGACAGACAUCCUCAACUCUGGCAAGUUCGUGGUUAAUUCUCUUCAACCUCAGAAAUCUCCUGAGGUUUGUGGAUUACAAUCGAGGCAGCUCUGUAAGUCUUUGAACUCUGUAACUGGUGAAUGUAGCUCUUCUCGAUUUUCUUGGGCAGAUGAUCAAGAAUUAGACAUCUCUUUGAAGAUUUUCUCAAAUAAUGAUAAAACUUCUAUGAAAUUGGAUUCCUUGACGAAUCUAGAUAAAAUAUCUGUGAAUCUUGAUAGGAUAAAUUCUGAUCCAACAACAGAUUUCUUGAAUGGGGAAAAUUUCUCUCCUCUUGAGAAAACAACUAAAACACCAAUUCCUGAUCCUGUUAUGGCAAAGAAAAGUUGGACUAGUUUAUUCGCUGAGAAUAGAAAGCCUGGAAAUGGUUUUAGUUUGAAUUAUGUGCCUCCUGAUAUUAAUGACACAGUCACUUUUGAUGAAGAAGAAUGGAAUGAAGGGGAAUCUUUUUGGAAGUUUUCCCUAAUUGGGCAAAUUUUGGGAUUAAAUGCUAAGUUCAAAGCAAUGGAGAAUUAUGUGCAGAAGAUAUGGGGGAAUUUGGCUGUGCCUGAAACUUUUCUAUUAAAACCUGGUCUGUUUUUAUUCAAAUUCAAGAACAUAGAAGAUAUGAGGAAAAUUUUGGAGAAUGGACAUUGGUUCUUUGGUUCCAGGCCUAUUCUUUUGAAGCCAUGGACAAUUGAUGAAGAACUGGAAAAGAGAACUGAAAGUGUUUACCCUAUCUGGAUACAAUUAACAGGCUUGAGGUUGAAUCUAUGGAAUAAAAAGAGCAUUAGCAAGAUUGCUAGCAUCAUAGGUAAGCCAAUUACCACUGAUAUGUUAACAGCAAAUAGGCAAAGACUUGCAUAUGCUAGAGUCUUAGUAGAAGUGAAUAUGCCCUCUAACCUUCUUGAUGUUAUAACAAUUAAAGGACCAGAUGGGAAAAGUUUUCAACAGAAGGUGUAUUAUGAGUUUAAGCCUAGAUGGUGUGAAAUAUGUAAAAAUGUGAGCCAUGACACUCUACAUUGCAAGAAACAGGCAAGAGUCCAGGAUGAUGGGAUUCAGACUAAUGUCAUACUUGGUCAGGAGCCUAUACAAAAUCAGCCUGUGUUGCUGAAUUCUCAAACCCCUAUGCAUACUGAAACUAAACAGGUUAGUAGAAAUGGUGUUGGAAUGAAUAAUGGUCACUUUUCAAAUAUGGUGAAUCCUAUGCAAGCUGAGCAAGAAAAUCAAACAAGGAAAAGUGAAAAUUUGAACACAGGAAAGGUUACAGCAGGAGAUCUGGUGCAUAUUGUGCAUGUCUCACAAUCUGAUACUGAUACUCAAACACAUUCUGGAAAUCUUGUGCAUGUCAUGCAUGUCUUACAAUCUGAAGCUGAUACUCAAACACAUUCUGAGAAACCUUGGAUGUUAAUGCGAAGGGAAACAAAAAUAAAGGAGGCUAAAAUCUCAGCAAUAGCAAAAAAGAUUGCCCCUAAUUGGAAAUGGAUUUCAAAUGUAUCAAGCACAGAAAAGCUGAUUUCAUUUCUUCUAGAAAAGGCAAGGAUUAUAAUUUUAUGGGAUUCUGAUAUGUUGAAUGUUCAAGCUGAUUUCAUUUCUUCACAGCACAUUACCUGCACUGUCAACUCUAAGGAUGGGAGGAUAAAUUGUAUUUUUUCUUCUGUCUAUGGUCAUAACCAUCAAGAUUCAAGAAAGUUUUUAUGGAAUGAGCUGCUCCAAGUGCAUCAAAUCACUGGAAAUACACAUUGGCUUGUUUGUGGGGAUUUCAACACUAUGAUCAAUAAUGAUGAAAAAUUAGGAGGAAUUGCUCUUACAGAUGCAGAUACAAGGGGUUUCAAUUCUUUCAUUGAGGACAACCAUUUAUUGCACCUCAAAACAGAGGGUUGUUUCUUUACCUGGAACAACAAGCAAGAUCAGGACUCUAGGGUAUGGUGCAGAUUGGAUAGGGCUCUUGUAAAUGACUCUUGGAUACAAAAUUAUAACUCUAGCCAUGUUGAAUUCUUGCUUCCUAACUUCUCAGAUCAUUCACCUGCAUUAGUUUCAAUAUAUAAGGAGGAAAAACAAGGAAAGAAGCCUUUCAAGUUUUUUAACAUGUGGACUAAUCACAGCAACUACAUGUCCACAGUGUCUUCAAUAUGGCAAAGGCAGGUUGCAGGUUACAAAAUGUUUUCAAUUGUUACUAAACUCAAGCUACUGAGGGGAGCUCUAAAGGAAUUAAACAAGAAACACUAUGGAAAUAUCAGUGAACAAGCAGUAAGAGCCAAAUAUGCACUGGAGGAAAUUCAAAAAAAGCUGCAGGAGGACCCUCAAAAAGCAAAAAUUCACUGGAGCAUUAAAGGUGAUAGAUGUACAAGCUAUUUUCAUUCUAUUAUAAAAGCAAAUAGGCAUCAGAAUAGAAUACUGGUUCUUAAAAACAGUUUGGGUGAAAGGAUUACAGAGGGGGGGGAGAUUGCAAAUGAGCUUAUCUCUUACUUCAAGAACCUUUUGGGUACAGCAGAAACUGCUCUUCCUCCAGAUCUCAAGAUAAUCAAGAAAGGACCUUGUUUAAAUGAAAAUCAAGUUAGUAGUCUUUCUUUACCAGUUACAAAAGAUGAGAUAAAAAGGGCUGUUUUCUCUAUGGCAGACAAUAAGUCCCCAGGUCCAGAUGGAUAUGGAGCUUCUUUUUUUAAAUCAGCUUGGAGUACAAUAGGGGAUGAAGUAAUCCUUGCAGUUGAAGAAUUUUUCAGCACAGGGAAAAUGUUGGGUACCAUAAACUCCACAUCCAUUACUCUAAUCCCUAAGGUAUCAUGUCCAAACACUCCUGCAGAUUUCAGACCAAUCUCUUGUUGCAAUUUCCUAUAUAAAAUCAUCUCAAAAAUCCUUGCAAAUAGGAUUCAGUCAGUAAUGGGAUGUCUCAUUAGUGAAGCACAAAGUGCUUUUGUAAAAGGAAGGCACAUUACUAAUAACAUUCUGUUAGCUCAUGAAUUAGUUAAAAACUAUGGAAGGAAGCACAUCUCUCCUAGAAUCAUGGUUAACAUUGACAUUAGAAAAGCUUUUGACACUAUUAAUUGGAAUUUUAUAAAAGAGAUGCUUCAAGGCCUGGGCUUCCCAAAGGUUAUAGUAAGCAGAAUCAUGACUUGUAUAACUACUCCAAAGUAUUCACUAUCUCUCAAUGGCUCAUUACAUGGUUACUUUAAGGGUGAAAGAGGUCUAAGACAAGGAGAUCCCCUCUCUCCAUACUUGUUUAUUUUGGGAAUGGAGUAUCUUACAAGAAGUUUGAACCUUCUUGAGCAAGAUGGAAAUUUCAAAUUUCAUCCUAAAUGUGGAAGGCAAAAAAUAUCUCACCUUAUAUUUGCAGAUGAUUUGUUACUUUUUUGCAAAGGUGAUCUCAAUUCUGUUCAAAAAAUCCACCAGUGUAUCAACAGAUUUAGUCAGGUAUCAGGUCUUCAAGCAAAUCCCAAUAAAUGUGCUAUCUUCUAUGGGGGAGUAGAUGAUGCUAUAAAGGAAUCAAUCCAGAAUUACUUGGGAUACACUGAAGGAAAAAUGCCAAUAAGAUACCUAGGUGUUCCUCUUGUAUGCAAGAGAUUAAACUACCUGGAUUGCAACCCUCUCAUAAGCAAAAUCUCCAGUCAAUUACAAAACAGUUUGAAGAACAGAAAACUGUCAUAUGCUGGAAGAUUACAGGUGAUAAAAAGUGUAAUUCUGGGAAUUCAAAUUUACUGGACUUCUAGCUAUGUUCUACCAGUGAAAGUGCUACAAAAAGUGGAUAAACUUUGUAGGAAUUUCCUCUGGGGUAAGGGUGAUCUUACAUUCAAACAAUCACUGGUUUCUUGGGACAGAGUGUGCACAAGCAAAUUGUACGGUGGACUGGGAAUUUUCUCAAUAAAUGUGCUAUCUUCUAUGGGGGAGUAG
Molecule: messenger RNA, 4173 nt
Organism: Asparagus officinalis (garden asparagus)
Lineage: Eukaryota; Viridiplantae; Streptophyta; Magnoliopsida; Asparagales; Asparagaceae
Exons: 5
Coding region: 1-4173 (1390 amino acids)
Source: RefSeq, a predicted model, not a curated record